Acaulospora colombiana is the source of this 849-nucleotide messenger RNA. The record is from the annotation of a GenBank genome assembly. Lineage: Eukaryota; Fungi; Glomeromycota; Glomeromycetes; Diversisporales; Acaulosporaceae.
AUGCCACCAAAACCGAAAAAGCCUCAGAAAAAAAAAGUUACAGAGAACGUUUCAUCUACUGUUGCUGGUACAUCUGGCACAUCUGGUACAACUGGUACAACAGCAAAAGGCAAAAAUGUCGAAAUAUUUGAAAAUGCUCCUCCCCUACGAACGGAACUAUCUAGUGAUUUCGGGGGCAUUAACUUAGACUCUCCGUCAACCCUUUAUAAAAUCUGGAUCAAGUAUGGCGACGGCAGACCAGUUAGACUUACUUUUGGCGGCGAGAUCGUAGACGAUUUGAUAGAAGCGAUCAAGAAGAAACUGUCACCCAAGUUGAAUGACGUGGUAGUCGACGACAUCACUCUAAGAAGACACGGUGAAAAAGAAGACUUAGAUUCGGGGCUUGCUAUGGACCAGAGCUUCGAGAAUAACUCAAGCACGCCUCUACAAGUCAUUGUAAAUGUACCUGUGACAUCAAAACGCAAACAUGAAGAACCACCAGAAGAUUUACGUAAGAUCAUGGAAAGUGUGGCAGAAAGUGCGGCAGAAAGUGCGCUCUUAGCAGAAGACUUUCAACCUAUUAGUCCCAUAAAUUGCCAGCCAUUCGUAUGGAACACAGAAACUGAUGAAGCCCACCAAAUGCCCGAAGUUAAAAAAUGGUUUAAGAAAGCAUUAAACUUACCAAGAGGUUUUUAUGUGAAAGAUGUCCAUACACAGAUUCAAGAACGACAUUUAAAAAGUUCCAAUAUCACUUUAAGAGGCGGUAUCGAAAUUUCCAUUGGAGCAAGUGAUAACGACUGUGUUUGGAUUGAAACUAAAAAAAAGAAGGAGGAUUUUAAAGAGGGUCAAGCUAUCGGAGAAUUAUUCAUA